CUCCGGCUCCCGGGCAUUUAAAGGGGACGCGGCGGCGGCGGCCCGGGGGGAUGGGGGGCAGGUGGAGGGGACGGCUCAGACGCGCAUCACCCACCGCCCCUCGGCACUGGAGGGACUCGUGAGCCGGAGCCCAGAAAUCCGGGGGUGGAUAAGACACCGCGUCCCCUCAAUUCCCACUGCAGGAGCAGCUCAAGGAGCUUGUCCCCCUUUUCUCUGAGGGACUCAGUUUGGCAACCACAAAAGGAUUUGAUCACUCUGGACAAAGCUACCAGAGGAGCUCUGGACGACGGCUGGAUGCCAACAGAGUCCCCGCAAGUGGUGGCCAGGGUGAUGUGCCGACAAUGAACGGGUGUUUUCCAGUUGCUGGCCUCCGGUGCCUGUCUAGGGUAUGUCGUGGCCUGUUGCGGGAGGCUCCUACCUCCCCAAGCCCCACUGCUUCUCCUGCUGCCCGCUUGCUUCGGACUCUGGCAGAAACCCCAUCUGACACCUUCCUCCCAGGGAAUUGGUCUCGGACGCGCCAGCGCCUCUGGCCGUGGCCCGCUAACCAGCCUCUCCUCGGCCGGCCCCCGCCGCGCCGCCUCUCGCUUGCUCCCUCCUCCUGCUCCUCUCCCCCCUGCUCCCAGGACGGCGGGAUGGCGGCGCAGGGCGCGCCGCGCUUCCUCCUGACCUUCGACUUUGAUGAGACGAUCGUGGACGAGAACAGCGACGACUCCAUCGUGCGCGCUGCCCCGGGCCAGCGCCUGCCCGACAGCCUGCGCGCCACCUACCGCGAGGGCUUCUACAACGAGUACAUGCAGCGCGUCUUCAAGUACCUGGGCGAGCAGGGCGUGCGGCCGCGGGACCUCCGCUCCAUCUACGAGGCCAUCCCCCUGACGCCGGGCAUGGGCGACCUGCUGCAGUUUGUGGCCAAGCAGGGCUCCUGCUUCGAGGUGAUUCUCAUCUCGGAUGCCAACACCUUCGGCGUGGAGAGCGCGCUGCGCGCCGCCGGCCACCACGGCCUGUUCCGCCGCAUCCUCAGCAACCCGUCGGGGCCCGACGCGCGGGGGCUGCUCGCGCUGCGGCCCUUCCACACGCACAGCUGCCCGCGCUGCCCCGCCAACAUGUGCAAGCACAAGGUGCUGAGCGACUACCUGCGCGAGCGGGCCCACGACGGCGUGCACUUCGAGCGCCUCUUCUACGUGGGCGACGGCGCCAACGACUUCUGCCCCAUGGGGCUGCUGGCCGGCGGCGACGUGGCCUUCCCGCGCCGCGGCUACCCCAUGCACCGCCUUAUCCAGGAGGCCCAGAAGACCGAGCCCAGCUCCUUCCGCGCCAGCGUGGUGCCCUGGGAAACCGCCGCCGACGUGCGCCUCCAUCUCCAACAGGUGCUGAAGACCUGCUGAGGACCGCGGCCUGCCGGGGGCGCCCGGGCGACCGGGUGGAAGGGGGUGAGGGAUGGGGCGAGCGGGAAAGACGAACCUACUUUUAUUACUCCCUUUUCCCUUUUGUAUGUCCCUCCCUCCGCGAAUUUCUAGACUUCCAGGCUCGUCCAUUUAGGGGCUGGGGAGGGAGUUCGGAGCCGACCCUAUCUAUGCAGUUAACCCGGUUCGGCUGCCUCCCCCGGUUCUGCAGCAACAGUUGAAUGCAGGCCCAAGCCGGUGGCGCGCGCACCGAGCCGGCAGCAGUGCUUCCAAAGCCUCGUGCCCCGAGCUGGGAGGGCGCAGGUCCUUGGCAGCGGAGAGCAAACAUCUCCCACCGCUUUCAUGGCUGCCUCGGGCUGUGAACCCUCUCGCGCAGCCCCUAGUUUCCUCUUUAGAGGACCCAGGUUCUGAGAUCCUCUCGGCCAAACCCGACUACCCGUGGAGAAAGAUGGCCCCGGGCCUAGAUCUUGCUUCACCGACCCCGCCGCCCACCCGCCAGCGCCCCCCGAGGACCGAGAGCCAGAGGGAAUAGUCGCCUCCUGGUGGUGGGACGAGGGAGCACACGGUCCGGCUUGGGGCUGGCCCGCCUCGCACCCCAGCCUCGUCUAUGCAGCAAGUGACCAGGGACCUUACCGAAGUCGCCCCCGCCGGUUGCCCCCUCCCCUGCGCGCGUACUCCCCUCCCGUAUGGAACUGAAAGCCAUGAUGUUUUAAAGCAGAGCCAGCAAAACCCAAGCCCCUCCUCCCUCUUUGGUGUUUUAGAGCUAUAAAGGAGGCAAAGUGGGGAAAAGUGAAUGAUAUGUCUUGCGCCGCAGUCUAAGGGGUGAGGUGAUCUCUGCUCUCAGCCCCACUUAAGUAAGGGAGCUGAUCCCCAUUCUUGGAGGAGCGCCCAGCUUGAGUGAACCAAGACUGAACAACACUCAGCAACAGGGAGAACAAGGUGCGCUCAGUAGCUGAAGAGGGGCAUCCGGGUCAAGUGUGGAGG
This is a messenger RNA of Talpa occidentalis (Iberian mole), 2384 nucleotides long. RefSeq names its product phosphoethanolamine/phosphocholine phosphatase 1 (gene PHOSPHO1). Gene Ontology annotation, molecular function: phosphatase activity. Lineage: Eukaryota; Metazoa; Chordata; Mammalia; Eulipotyphla; Talpidae. The coding region runs from base 342 to 1382 and encodes 346 amino acids. The transcript has 5 exons. The record is from RefSeq and is a predicted model, not a curated record. Gene Ontology annotation, biological process: bone mineralization involved in bone maturation.